Molecule: messenger RNA, 3074 nt
Organism: Sapajus apella (tufted capuchin)
Lineage: Eukaryota; Metazoa; Chordata; Mammalia; Primates; Cebidae
Gene: LEKR1
Product: leucine, glutamate and lysine rich 1
Exons: 12
Coding region: 26-2113 (695 amino acids)
Source: RefSeq, a predicted model, not a curated record
CUCGCUCACUGUAUUUGGGGAAAUUAUGGAUCGUCACACUCCCAUGCAUGCUUUGCCUGAAGAAAUCCAGAAGAUGUUGCCUGAAGACAAAGUUUGUAAGUACUGUGGAGUCAGCUAUCUAAUUCUUCAUGAAUUUAAGGCCAUGGAAGAAAAAGUGAAAGCAAUGGAAAAAGAAAUGAAAUUUUAUCAAGGAAGUGUAGAACGUGAAAAGAGACUUCAAGAAAAAAUUAAGUCUCUUAGCCAAGAUCUUGAACAGUACAAAAUUGACAACAAAUCCAAAACAGAAAGAAUUUAUGAUGUAGGCAUGCAGUUAAAAAGUCAACAAAAUGAAUUUCAGAAAGUAAAGAAGCAACUGACUCAUUUACAAGAUGAAUUAAAAAUUAAAUAUAGACAAUCAGACAUCUUCAGUCAAAGAUUGUCAGAGUACAAAUAUUUCUGGAAUAAGACUCUUUCAUUACUUACUUUUACUAAAAGGGAGCUAAUCCAUAUUAAAAAUGAAGUGUAUGAUAAUUACCAAAACUGGACUUCACUGAAAGGAGAAAUUUUUCUGCAAAUUAAAUCUAUGAGUGAAACAGCCUUGACAGAAAUAGACAUACUGAAUAAAAGUUUGACCGUAUCCCAGAGAAAUAAUGUAUGCCUUGAAAAGGAAAUGAAAAAUCUGAAAUUGUUGUCAGAUGCAGCCAUAUUGAGGUCUCAGCAGAUUCAGACAUCUAGACAACAGGAAGUAAACUUGCAAACCAGAUGCUAUGAUUUGCAAAAAGAAGUACUAGAUUUACAAUGUCUAGUAGAGGCACUUGGGUUAAAACUUCAGAAGGCGGUGACAGAGAUGGACAACUAUAAAGAAAUGCUUAUGAAUAAAUCUAAUGAAGCUGAUGACUGUCAAAGAGAACUGAGAAAACUGAAGUUUGAAUCCAUUAUUUCUGAGUCACACCUUACAAUGCUGCUUAAAGAAAAAGAAGACUCUUUAAUGACUUGUCAACAAAUAUAUAAAACAUUACAGGAAGAGCUGACUGCAAAAGAAAAGCAAGAAGAAGACAUAAAGAGAAGAAUUAACCUUGCAGAAAAUGAACUGGAGAUAACCAAAACUCUUCUGAAUCAGACAAGGGAAGAGGUUUUAACACUGAAAAAUGAAAGGGAAUUGAUGCUGAUUUCACAUCAGAAAAGCAUUGAGCAGCUGCAGGAAACCCUUAGACAGAAGCUGCUGAGUGAUGAUAACUGGAAGGAGAAGAUUGAAGCAGAACUUGCCAAGGAAAGGGCCCAGCACUUGGUUGAAUUUGAAGAGCAAGCUCUUCUCUUUAAGGAAGAAGCAAAACUGAAACUUGAUAUUGAAAAAGAAAAACAUCAAGAUAUAAUCCAAAAGUAUAAGAAAGAACAAGAGGAAUUACAAAUGAAGAUAUCUGACUUAAUCACAGGCGCUACAAGAGAUCUAAGGCAGGAAGUGACCGCUCUUCAAGAAAAACUUCAUGAGUCCCAUAUUCAGUACACUGAAGAAUCUGAGUCAAAGGAAAAAGAAAUUGAAAACCUGAAAAAUUUGGUUGCAGAAUUUGAAUCUCGCUUGAAGAAGGAAAUUGAUAGUAAUGAUUCAGUUUCAGAAGACUUGAGGAAGGAAAUGAAACAGAAGUCAGAUGAACUGGAAAGAGUAAUGCUGGCUCAAACACAACUGAUAGAGCAAUUUAACCAGUCCCAGGAAGAGAAUACUUUUCUUCAGGAGACAGUGCGUAGAGAAUGUGAAGAACGCUUUGAACUGACAGAGGCUUUGAGUCAAGCCAGAGAACAGCUCCUGGAGCUCAGAAAGCUUUGUGGAAGUUUAUCAUUCUCACCGUGUUCCCUCAGCAAGGGCAGCCUAACCUCCCCUCCUGCAGCGGUCAGUAAUCAUGGAGAGGGAAGCCUUGCAAGACUGAACUCUGAAAAAGGAAUCAAAAUUCCCAGCCUUCACGGAGUAUCAAAACCCACCUCUUUCCCAACCUCAGAUAAGGCCAAGAGGGUUAGCAGCUCAGGCUUGCCCCUGCUCGCCCAGCCACAUCCGCCCAGGGGUGGAGCAUCUUCAGCAAAUGAGACCAGACAGAGACAGAGACUGGCUGCCAUUCUUAGGAGGAGGCGGAGUCAGCAAUGAUCCAAAGUGAGGGGCCGCUCCCCACACCGUACAUGCUCUUUCAGAGUGCCAGGAACUCACUGUAACUGAGAAUGACAAAUAUAAAAUUAUUUUCACAGAUCAGGAAGGCAUAUCUGUAGAUAUAUUUAACAAAAGACUGUAAAAAGCUGGAAAAUUGUGAAGCCAUAUUUUUCAAGAGGGCUUUGAAAGAGUAACAGAUCGUUUAGUUGUUGGUAUUUCAGAGGUCCGAUUUCUAUAUUUAUGUUGCAAUGUGCUCUAUAAAUAUAGCCUUUUAGAGAUCACAGAUAAAAUUUUUUCACCCAUAACAUCUUUUUUUAUUUUUUGCACCACUACAAGCAGAUAUAUUUGCAGAAAAAAUAGAUUGUUUGAGUUUUGUUGGUAUGUGUUUGUUUGUUGAGCUGAAUCGAUUAAAUAGAUGUAAUAAGUAUUCCAAACAGAAAAAAAAGUACUUUAUCUGAUUAAGAUUAUAAUUUCCAAAAUGCCUACUUCAAGUAGUUGCAAAGCUCACCAUCAUAAUCAAAAGCUUCUUUUCUUCACAAUCUAAUUGGUUAAUCUGAUUUCUCUUUAGGCUAGUUCAGAGUUAAUAGAUAACCUUUAGGAAGACAGUCUUCUCUCAGUGGCUGGGGAACUUCUAGAAAAAGAGAUGGUAAUGUCAAUUCAAGGAAAUUGUAGUAUAUUUCUCAAAUUAUAUAGAUUAUUUUAGUAAACAAAGAACCUGACCAUAUUGAUAGAUAUUUUCUACAAUGAGUGCUUUUUGGUACGCAAAGUUAGGUCUUGAUUUGAACCUGUAUUCUUGAACCAUUGGGAAAAGAACUAAUUCAAUACAGUUUAAUAAAGUUAUACAGAACUAAUUUGGGAUUCAAAUUUGAUUACACCUGAAAAUGGGUAACUGGUUAACAUGUUUUCUAUUUUCAGAGUGAAAAAGUAAAACCAGAAGCCAGAUCAGCUGUUUUAUCUUAAA